AUGAUGAGCGAGGCGAGGGAAGAAAACUACAAGAGCGGGUCGAAGGCGAAGUACCCGCAGUCGCUCAUGAUGGACAUGUCCAGGUCAUACAUGAACAGGCAAGACAGAAUCAACGCCCUGAAUCUGUACAUCCAGAAGUCGUCCUACAACCCGCAGUUUCUGCAAGACGAUGAGGAGGAAGAAGACGAAAGUGAGAGCGAAACGUUUGGGGAUAUUAUCCUCAGAAUUUUGUCCAUCAUAUAUCCGGACCUUUCUCCAGGCCUAUGGUUUAUAAUUCACUUUAUCAUGAAUUUGAUUGUCCUUUGUGUAAGUUUGAGUUCUUUAUCGGAGCCUAAUUUGCACGACCCGGUAGCAGAGCCGAAAUAUAAUAGGACGUUCAUUUAUGGGAGCAUCUACUGUUGCUUCCUCAUCCUGGGGGUGAACAUAGCCUCCUUUACUCUCAUCAUGGUGAUUCAUGCGAUCAUUCAGAAGGUUUUUUUGGAGAAGCUUUUACAGCCAAGUGCCCUCUGCGCAGCUUUCUACAAUACAGUGGACCCCGAGUUGGUGUACCUCCUAUGGUCAUCCGUCCAGGUCAUCUACUGGAGGAGUAACAUGAUUUUAAAAAAGGGGACCCAAGAAAAUGAGAAUUACUUUAUUCUUCGCAUUUUUGGGUAUAAAGAUCAGGACAACCCAUUCGUAUUUUUGAAUAGCAUCAGCUGGUUAAUUACCUUCCCUGUCUUAUUGUACAUUAUAUUUGCAGCCAGGUUACUUUUCCUUUCCAUUAUAUCGUUUGUAUUUGAGCUGGGCUUCCUCAUGAAUGCACAUGACCUGUUAGGGAAAUAUUUGUCCAAAUAUGGAAUUCUGCGCAAGUUUAAUAUUGAGUGGUUCAUGUUCAUGGCAGAUAAGCAGGAGAAUAUCAGGUCCCUCUUUGGCUACGAGCUGUACCAGGAUGAGAAGAUGAUUAGGCAGCUGGAAACGAAUGACAUCAGUAAGAAGUUUGUGCAGGAUAAGGCUGAGUUGUUACUGUUUAAGAAUUUGCCUCGUAACUGUACUUGCUGCAAAAUUGCUCUAAAUAGAAAUAAGAAGAAAAAUGCCAUGAAGUUGCUUGUCCCACCCAUUUUUGAGGCAAAAAAUAUUGUGAAGACAGAAAAUUCGACCAUAAAAAAUUGGCUAGCUUGUCACUACGUUGUGAAUACCCCUCCUUUGAUUUUUCUCCUAAACAAUAGCAUUCCGCUGAUUAAUAAAAAUUCUGUUAAAGUCGGUGGGGAUAUCCUUUUUAGGCAAAUCAUCAUGUCCUUGAAAAUGUACUACCAGGAGAAGAACGACACUUAUGCCUUCACCGGGUCCGCCAUGCACAACAUGUCUUCCGAUGAGUUUUCCCCCAACAGGAAUUUGAUGACUCUCAAUUUGAACAGGGACUCCAACUUAACCCCCCUCCCCUUCAGCCCCAAGAAUUUUGUGAACAACUCCGACUCCGAGUCCAGGGCCAAGAAGAAGAUCAACUUGGAGAACAUUUUCAACGACAUGGAUUUGGACGCCAUCCGGCUGGAGGCCGCGCGGGAGGGCGAAGCGGAGAGAGAAGCGGCGAGGGGCGAAGCGGCGAGGGGAGCGGAGAGGGAAGCGGAGAGGGAAGCGGAUACAGAAGCUUCUAGGGGAGAAGCUUCUAGGGGAGAAGCUUCUAGGGGAGUGGCCAACGAAACCGCAUGGGAAGCCGCUGAGGCGGGGCGCGCCACUUCUUCUGCGCCCGGGAUUGGCGAGCCAAGGCCCCCGGCCAAGGCGAAAAGUCGGGCCAAGCAGAGGCCUAAAGCAAAGCGGGGAUCCAGAAAUGCCAGCAGCGUCGCGCAAAGGAAGAGGGGGAAAUCGGGAGCGAUUGAACGGGGGGAGACGGGGAAUAGAGGAGGCUCUCCGGGGAAAAGUGACCUGGUGGCACAGCCCGGUGAGCGACGCGCUCAUGGGUUGAUUAGCGGGGCGUCCAGCCAAACGGCGGAGAGGAGGACGCCCUCCGUGGUUAGCGACACGAAUGAGGUGAAGAGUGUGAAGGGGGAGAAGCACAGAGGGGAGGCUUUGGACGGUGUAACCGCAGGUGAUUCUCCCCGGGUGCACCAAAUUAGAAGUGUUAAAGUUACCGACGAGGGGGUGCAAGGGGGUCGCCCCUCUGAUCGCUCCUCCUGUCACCCCUCUGGUCACCCCUCGGAUGAUGAACUCGGUGGAAACGCCGUGCGGGCGAACCUAGAGAGAGAGACACAAAACGGUGGUGCAGUGGAAGGAGAGGCGGUUCCCCCCCCCGCCGCGACCAGAGGAAAGGACGAGCUGGAGGAGGACCCAAACCUCACCAGGAAAGAAACGCCCACUUUGGAAGGCACCAAGUUUAACAUCUGCAUCACGCCGUCCCUGUCUGGUAUUCAGGAAUUGGCGGGCGAGAAGAAAGACCCCGUCGGGGGCGGCGGUGCUCUGUACGACGAUUUGAAGGGCGCGGAGGAGGGGGCGUUCUACCCGCCGCUGGAAAACUACAACAGCAUGCAGGUGCAGAUAAAGGACUUCACAAUUGAGGACGUGCUGCAGAAGAAGUACACCACGGACUCGACGCACAAGUGCGAAAUGGGGAGGGGCCCCUCCGAGAGGGGGGCGACCCGCGCCCCCGCAGUGGGGGAAGGGGGAGAAGUGAACGAAGAGGAUGAGGCGGGCGAAGCGGACGAAGGGGACGAAACGGAUGAAUCGGACGAAGCGGACGAAACUGAUGAGACCCCCCCGCGCGACGUCGAGGUGGCGAACGCGAAGACGCAGCUGCGCAGCGAGCACAGCGUGGGGGCGCCCCCGCAAAACGGGCCGGCGAAGCGAAACACCACACUGAACAUCUCCAGCGACGAAAGCAACAAGGAGUCCUACACUCGGGAAGUGAACUCUUCAUACCAACUAUUCGGCGAUAGGAAAAAAAAAACAAAUAACAAAAUGAAGGAAUCUAUCAAAUUAAGCAAGAAGAUGAAAAACAACGGGUCUACAAACAAAAAGCCGCAGUACUACCAUUCGCAUCUCCUGAACGAAGAGCUGAAUGUGCUGGAGAGAAGCGAUGCAAUAAAUGUAAAAAAAUUGAAGGAGAAUAGGAAAGCGAAAUUGUGCCCAUGUUUAUGCUUUAAGCAGAGUAAAAAAGGACGAUUCAGUAGGGCAAAAAGGGAUAUCUCUCUCGAGAUUGACGACCCUUUUGUUAUGAAUGUGAGGAGUCCCAUGCAGAUGAGCAUAAACGGAAAUGAAUUCAUAACAAAAGAAAUGAUAGAGGUUUUUCUAAAGCCAGAGGAGACAGAAGAAUUCAUGAAGGAGUUCGAUUUGUCUGGACAUGGUAAAAUUGACAUGCUAAUGUUUAGAAAUGCAAUAAAGAGAGCUAUAUCGUGUAGGAAGAAAUUUAUAAAAAGUUUGAAAGGACAAGAGAGUAUCCUCAAACUGGUUCGUCGCCUAAUGUCUAUUCUUCUCUCCUUCCUAGCAUCCGUCGUUCUGUUAUUCAUCUUUGGAGUUUCUGUAGACACCAUCAUAGUGACCGGGGCUGCCUUCAUAACAGCUGUUACGGUAAUUCUGAGCUAUAUGUACACAAGCUUUAUCACCUCCGUUAUUUUUAUAGCCUUCUCUAACCCGUAUAACAUAGGGGAUCGCAUACGGCUAGACGGAGGAGAAGCCAUGUACAUUAAGAAGAUCAAAACGUAUACGACCGAAUUUGAAACUACCACAGGAAAAAUUGUUAUUUACGAAAAUUCAAAGCUUAGUAAUGCCAAAAUUUACAAUGAGAGUAGGUCCAAAAAUGCCUAUAUAGACAUAUCCUUUAAGGUUGAUAUAAACACCCCUCUGCUUGCACUUAAGGAGCUCAGGAAGAGUUUACAAUUUUUGGUGGACAGUAGACCGAGUGACUUUUGCAAAACGAAGAAUUUAUAUUUUGGCUACUCUUUACAGCCAGGUCAUUUCUACGAAAUUAGCUUUUGGAUAAAAUGCGUCGAGGGGUGGGGCAAUUGGAGGAAGGUCUUCGAGCUGCGGACCGACAUUUACGAUUUCAUCAUUUUGCAACUGAGGCUGCUGAGCAUAUCCUACCGACUGCCCACUCAGAAGGUGGGGUUCACCGCUCCGCUGAACAUUAUGGACAUGGGCAACUUGAAGGGGAGCAGGAACAAGCCGUACGACUACUCCUGCCCCCCCAAGGAGGUGAGGAACCCGCUCUUCAUGCCGUCGCCCAAGCACAAGCGGGAGUUCGACUGGGAGGGCGGCCAACUGGGGGGCGGUGGUGAGCAAUUCGGUGGGGAUACCCCAACCCACUUCUGCCCCUCCGAUGGGGUGGACCGUCCCCUACUGCACAGGAGAAGCGGCAUCACAGUGCAGCACGCAGCGGGAUGGGCGCAAAAUGGGGCAACCGAUCAGGAGCAGGCGUGCACUUCCGCCACUGGGUUGUUCCCCCUAAAGGGAAGAUCCCCCCUUGUGAGUCAUUUGCCUUAUGAAGAGAGUUACACUCAUGGAGGGGGAGCCCCUACCCAAGGAGGACCCACCAAUGGGGGGGGAAACAUCGAAGUGGGAACACCACCUGUACCAUUUUGGAAGAAUUUCAAAGCGAGUCAUCCCGUCAUCCCAAUGAAGAAUAUGUCAAACAGGUGGGACGACAGGGAGGAAAGGAGUCCAAAAGGAUGGCCCCAUGAAGCAAUGCACGACUGGAAGGCACACCCAAGGGAUGCUGCAGACGGAGUGAAUCCCCACUGUGGGAGUACCUUCCUGUAUGGGCAGUACCAUGGUGAAGAGACUAACCGUAUUGUCAACCCGCACAGCAUUUUCCACAGCUCAGAGCCGUCACAAGAAAUUAACCAUAACGAGGGGGACGAAUACUCCUAUGAUAGUUCCUCUGGUUAUGAUAGCUUCGAAUACGUAAAGCACUUUACAAAUCUUCACGAUGGAGUUCGCAGGGGGGUGUCCGUCAAAGGUGGCAGAAGUUUUGCCCGCAAAAGGGAUCGCAACAAGAAGGGUGAGUAGUCAUCCUAUUUGCUUUAACAAUUUAGUGCCAUAGGGAAGUACGUACGAAUGCUCCGUUUGUGUGCUUCUCUCUCAGGGGGAGAUGUGUCAAAGGGUAUCUGCCUUUUUUUUCUCCCCCCCUUGCUGGUAUAGCGCAAGUACGUUCGCGUUUGUGGCGAACCGUUUCUGUGGUUCACCAUUGACCCUUCUCCUUUGCAAUGAGAAAAAAAAAAAAAAAAUGUUUCAAAAUUAAAACCCGUUUGUAUUUUUUUCCUCCCCCCCUUGCCUCCGUGUCGGCAUAGUUGUAGCACUUUUCCCGUGUCCUUUACUUCCAUUGUACCACCAUUUUGAUGUUGGCCCAUUUGUGUGUGUGUGCGCAGAAAUACACGAAUGUAGGUCUGUGUCGGCGUGCACAUGCGCCAACGCGGCUAUGUCUGUUUCUGCCCGCACAUCAGGGGGGGGGAGUUAGCGUGCAUUUAUGUUCCACCCCUGUCGUGGUGUUUCGAUACGAACUGGGCAUACGCACAGGCACAUAUGUACGUAUGCCCAUGCUUAUGCCUAUGCGCGUGUGUUUUUUUUCUCCCUUUUACGAGAUAAUUCGAUAUGUUUGUCAAUUGUUUAGUUCGUUCGCUGCACACGCGUAAAUGGAUCGUUUCUCCCCCCCUAUUAUUUCACCCGGCCAUCCUCCGUAAGACCUAAUUCCGCUUCUCCCCUUUUGAUCUAUCAACAAAAUGGUGAAGUUUGCAAAAUUGGUGGAAACGU
Molecule: messenger RNA, 5715 nt
Organism: Plasmodium vivax (malaria parasite P. vivax)
Lineage: Eukaryota; Apicomplexa; Aconoidasida; Haemosporida; Plasmodiidae
Exons: 1
Coding region: 1-4974 (1657 amino acids)
Biological process (GO): transmembrane transport; monoatomic anion transport
Cellular component (GO): plasma membrane
Molecular function (GO): calcium ion binding; mechanosensitive monoatomic ion channel activity
Source: RefSeq, a predicted model, not a curated record